AUGGAAAGAAGAGAAUAUAAUGAAAGUAUAAAUGAAAAAGAAAUUCAAAAUUUUUUCGAUGAAAUUGAUAAUUUAAUAAAUGAAGAAGAAAAAGAAGAUGAUAAUUACACAGAUAUAGAAAAACAGUUACAUGAAAAAUGUUCAAAAUUCAUUAAUAAAAAAAAAGAGUCUUGUAAUUUAUCUAUCGAACCAAAGAUCAAAUUAUUUUUGGAUGAAAUAAAUUUUAUUAACAACUCUUUAGAUAUCUUUGAAAAUGAAAAAAAACAAAAACAAAUUAAACAAGAAAAUAAAAAAUUUCAAAAAAAUGGUACAGAAGAAUUAGAUGAUAUAUUAAAGGAUGUCAUAUUUUUCGAGUUGGGUUUAAAAGAAUCCAAAAACAAAAAUGAGACAAAUCAUCUACUAUUAAAAAUAAGCGAGAACUUACAUAAAAUUGAAGAUAAAGAAUUUCUUUUAACAACAAAAAAAUCAUUGGAUAUAAGAAUAGAUGAUUUUCAAAAAAAACAAAUUUGUGAAGAAUAUUUCGCAGAAAAAAUAAAAGAAAUAUAUGAAAACACUCUGGACAAAUUAAGUUCACAGAAUAAUGAAAAGGAAAACCAAUUAAAAGAGAAUCUUAGAGAUAAUAUGAAAGGUAAGAUGAAAAAUUUAAAUGUAGAAAAUAAUGUUUUAUCACCACAAAUAAUUAGUACGGAUAUUGAUGAAGAGAAAAAGCAUAUUAUAGACAUUAAACAUAAAAAUGAUAAUACAAAGGACCAAAAACCAGAAGAAAUGAAGCCUAUGGAAAAAAAAAAUAGUAAAAAAAACAAAAAGGAAAUAAGAAUAGAUUCUAGUAAUUAUUUUCACAAAAAAAAGUUAAAAUUGGUAGAGCGGUGGAAACGCGUGGCACAAGAAUCCAAAUUGUUGAGUGAUUAUGACUCAAAUUCUUAA
This is a messenger RNA of Plasmodium adleri (nom. inval.), 924 nucleotides long. Its product is annotated as conserved Plasmodium protein, unknown function. The record is from RefSeq and is a predicted model, not a curated record. Lineage: Eukaryota; Apicomplexa; Aconoidasida; Haemosporida; Plasmodiidae. The transcript has 7 exons. Bases 1 to 924 code for a protein of 307 amino acids.